Aspergillus tanneri is the source of this 1551-nucleotide messenger RNA. It is a transcript of the gene MFS1, whose product is annotated as sugar porter family MFS transporter. The record is from RefSeq and is a predicted model, not a curated record. NCBI's taxonomy places the organism in Eukaryota, Fungi, Ascomycota, Eurotiomycetes, Eurotiales, Aspergillaceae. Bases 1 to 1551 code for a protein of 516 amino acids. Gene Ontology annotation, cellular component: membrane. The transcript has 6 exons. Gene Ontology annotation, biological process: transmembrane transport; carbohydrate transport. Gene Ontology annotation, molecular function: carbohydrate:proton symporter activity.
AUGAAGAAAUUCUACAAUGUCUACUUCCUUUGCAGCUUCAUCACCCUCGGUGGUGGUCUCUUUGGCUUCGAUAUCUCUUCCAUGAGUGGGGUUCUCGGGACCAAUGCGUACACAAACUACUUCCGCGUCGGCUCGGGCCAGUAUAAACAGGGUGCCAUCACUUGCGCCAUGCCCUUUGGCUCUCUCGUCGGUGCCUUGUGCUCGAGUUUCAUCGCCGAUAAGUACUCCCGUGUCACCGCCGUCCAAUUCUCCUCGAUCUUAUGGAUCCUAGGUUCGAUCUUCAUGUGUGCUUCGAAUGGAAUUGCUCUGCUGGUUGUGGGCCGUGUGAUUGCUGGUCUCUGUGUCGGUAUUGCCUCCGCCAUGGUGCCCGUCUACCAGGCCGAGGUGGCACCCAAGGAGAUCCGUGGUCGCGUCAUUUCCUUCCAGCAGUGGGCGAUUACUUGGGGUAUUCUCAUCCAGUACUUUAUCCAAUAUGGUGCUAGUAAUGUCGACGGAGGUCCCGACAGCCCAAACCAGAGUACCGCUGCCUUCCGGAUCCCCUGGGGUAUCCAGAUGGUCCCUGGAUUCAUCCUCUUCUUCGGACUGUUCUUCUUCCCCAAGUCGCCCCGUUGGUUGGCCAGUAAGGAUCGUUGGGAGGAGGCCAUGGAGGUCCUGGCGAACCUGCACGGCAAUGGCGACGUGAAUCAUCCUAAGGUGCUGGCGCAGUAUCGCGAAAUCCAGGAGGCUCUGGCCCUUGAGCAGGAGCAGUCCCGCACCAGCUACCAGGAGCUGAUGAAGCCGCGCAUCCUUAAGCGUGUGGUCCUGGGCAUGAGUCUGCAGAUGUGGUCCCAGCUGUGUGGCAUGAACGUCAUGAUGUACUACAUCGUGUACAUCAUGCAAAGUACCGGCACGGGCUCCCCCUUGCUGACGGCAUCCAUCCAAUACAUUCUGAACACCGCCCUCACGCUGCCGGCGAUUCUGUUCCUCGACAAGAUCGGCCGUCGUCCCGCCAUCCUCGUUGGAUUCGCCUGCCAGGCGGCGUUCCUCUACAUCGAGGGUGGCCUGCAGGCCGGUUAUGGAAAGCCGAACCCAGGCACGGAUCCCAAACUGGAUGCUAUCUCGUGGACAGUGGCGGACCAUCCCGCCGUCGGCAAGGCGAUUAUUGCCAUGUCAUAUCUCUUCGUGUGUUCAUUCGCCACCACCAUUGGACCGACCUCGUGGACAUACCCGGCGGAGAUCUAUCCCGCCAAGGUGCGUGCCAAAGCCGUGUCGCUGGCCACCGCCUCCAACUGGACCUGGAACUGCUUGCUGGCGCUUUUUGUGCCUCCUCUUUUGUGGUCAAUUAACUGGAAGAUGUACAUGAUUUUCGCCGCCUUUAAUACAGCCGCUUUUGUCCACAUGUUCUUAACAGCGCCCGAGACCAAGGGCUACACCCUCGAGGAGAUGGACGAGGUCUUUGACAGCGGAAUUCCGGCCUGGCGCAAGCUGAACAAGCGCAGCCGACUGGAAGAGUUGGAGCAGGAGAUUGUCGAGGGGAACAUCAAGGUUGCUGGGACUGGUGAGAAGAUGUAA